Abrus precatorius (Indian licorice) is the source of this 840-nucleotide messenger RNA. Its product is annotated as anti-H(O) lectin 1-like. The transcript is spliced from 2 exons. The annotation marks the transcript as partial. The record is from RefSeq and is a predicted model, not a curated record. Gene Ontology annotation, molecular function: carbohydrate binding. NCBI's taxonomy places the organism in Eukaryota, Viridiplantae, Streptophyta, Magnoliopsida, Fabales, Fabaceae.
AUGGCAAUCAACUCAAGGACUCAAACUGAAAGCCUCGUGUCUGUUCUCACGAUCAUAAUUUCCUUCGUUAUGUUGACCCAAACUGUGAAGUCAGUUUCUUUCACAUUCCCUAGUUUUGGGUCAUACACAAAUCAAAAUGACAUUACUUUCCAAGGAGACACCUCUCUUGUAAGAGGAGCUAUAGAGCUUACAGGUGCGGCACCUAAAAGCGCUGGUAGAGCCUCUUAUGCUGCACCUGUGCAACUUUGGGAUGCCAAAACUGGCAAGCUUGCAAGCUUCACCACUUCCUUCUCUUUUGUUGUUGCACCAAAUGGUCCUGGACUCUUUGGUGAUGGCAUCGCCUUCUUCAUUGCUCCAUUCAACUCUAACAUCCCCCAAAAUUCAAGUGGUGGAUUCCUUGGACUCUUCAGCGCUAACACUGCUUUAAAUGCAUACCAAAAUCAAUUAGUUGCUGUAGAAUUUGACUCCUUUCCUGGGAACCCAUGGGAUCCUUCCUAUUCACAUGUAGGCAUUGACGUUAAUUCCAUUGCUUCAGUGACAACAACCAAAUGGGAAGCUGGAAAUGACGAAAAUGGGUUUAUUGCCUUUGCUACUGUGAACUAUGAACCUAUAACAAAAAAUUUAAGUGUACUUGUGAGCUACCCUCAUAGCUAUGUCAACGGUACUUCAAGUAGCCUUUCAUUUGCAAUUGAUUUGAGGACUAUUCUACCUGAAUGGGUUCGAAUUGGUUUCUCUGGUGCUACGGGACAGUUGGUUGAAAUACACAAGAUUCAUUCUUGGACUUUCAGUUCUAAUUUAUCAGACCAUGUAACAAAUAAUAUAAAUAAUAUAAUUAUAAAU